AUAAUGCUUUUCAUGCCAAAAUUCAAAAGCAUACACCAGCUCCUGCUUGUCCUACUUAUAGUAUGGACUGCCACAUUCUAUUAUCACGAACGAUAUACUCCUUCUCAUGUCAUACGGAAAUGCCAAUGGCCGAGCAUAAUAUCAGAACAGGACGUUGAACCCCCCAAAACAAGCCGUAUGUUACUUGUUGCUGAUCCUCAGUUAAUAGACAGCCAUACAUACCCCGGGCGUAAUAAUCUUCUCCUCAAGCUUUCUCAGCAUACAGUUGAUGCCUAUAUCAAGAAAAAUUACCAUGCAUUAUUGUCCGAGUUAUCACCAGAUUAUGUGGUAUUCCUAGGUGACUUGUUAGAUAACGGACGUGAAAGCACAGACACAUAUUUUUAUACACAGUUAAGACGAUUUAACAAAAUUUUUUAUGAUCCUUAUAAAAGUGUAUAUCAAAAGGGAAUUAACUGGUUUGUUAACUUACCUGGUAAUCAUGAUAUUGGAUUUGGGGAUGGGGUUAACAAAUAUUCCAGAGAAAGAUUUAAUAGAGAAUUUGCUCCAAGUAAUAUUAUAAUUACUUUAGACGGGGUUGACUUCGUUAUGCUUGAUACACCUAGUAUUUCUGCAACUAGUGAUAUAUCGUAUCCGGCAACUCAAUUUUUGCAAGAAAUAUCAAGUCAAGAAAAGAAACAUCCUCGAGUUUUGCUCUCGCACGUCCCCUUAUUUAGAGAUCCGCAAUUGCUGUGUGGUAUUCAUAGAGAAGCUGGACCAUUUGACGUAUUUGGACAUGGUUUCCAAUACCAAAAUACAGUUUCAGAAGAGUUAACCAAUCAAAUAUUAGACCAGGUCAAACCAGAUAUGAUUCUUUCAGGCGAUGAUCACGAUCACUGUGACAUUCAACACAUAGAUGGAACUAGAGAAAUAACUGUCAAGUCAAUAAGUUUAGCCAUGGGAAAGAAGUAUCCAGCAGUACAAUUAUUAUCAUUUGCAUCAGUUGGUGCCACAGAAGAAAUUGUUUAUAACACUGAUAUUUGUUAUAUGCCUGUGCCAUACGUAAAUAUAAUCCAUUAUGUCAUCAUGUCAGUUAUAUCAGCAUUAUUAGUCCUUUGGUGGAACUUAAAACAAAAAUCAACUAGAUUUACUUAUUCUUCGUCACUACUUCCCCUCAAUUCCGUGAUUAACAUUCCAGUUGAAUCACAUUCACGAAGACUCAAGAAGUUCUUGAAAGAGCAAGAACAAGACAGUUUACCUAAUGAACAAACACCACCUUUGUCACCAUCAUCAUCAACAUACACUCUAGCUCUGGGACAACAUCUAUUCUCAAUUCCAAAUUAUACAUUCACCCAAAAUAAUUCAAGUUCAUUUAUGAAAUAUGUCAAGAAUUCCAAAGUAGGACAAACAUAUAUUAUGAAUCGAAGAAGAGUUUUCACCUUUAUGAAAAGAUGGAAUCUUUUUUCAUUCUUGAAGAAUUCAAUGAUGUUGGGUAUCUCUGUGAUUGGUGUGUAUUACAUUUUUUGUUUAACUAUAUAA
This is a messenger RNA of Spathaspora passalidarum NRRL Y-27907, 1515 nucleotides long. RefSeq lists its product as uncharacterized. The transcript has a single exon. NCBI's taxonomy places the organism in Eukaryota, Fungi, Ascomycota, Pichiomycetes, Serinales, Debaryomycetaceae. Gene Ontology annotation, cellular component: endoplasmic reticulum. The annotation marks the transcript as partial. The record is from RefSeq and is a predicted model, not a curated record. Gene Ontology annotation, molecular function: hydrolase activity. Gene Ontology annotation, biological process: GPI anchor biosynthetic process.